Molecule: messenger RNA, 660 nt
Organism: Necator americanus (New World hookworm)
Lineage: Eukaryota; Metazoa; Nematoda; Chromadorea; Rhabditida; Ancylostomatidae
Exons: 1
Coding region: 1-660 (219 amino acids)
Source: RefSeq, a predicted model, not a curated record
AUGUGCAAGGUACUGGAGCGCCUUAUCCUGGACCGACUCAUUAAACAUCGCGAAGAAACAACGCGCGACGAGCGAGCUGGCUUUCGUCCUGGCCGAUCUACGAUUGACCAGGUGUUCAUCAUCAUGAGAGUGAUCGAAAUCUGGCAGCGGUAUUCGAAGCCAAUGCAACUAGCGUUUCUGGACUUUGAAGCCGCGCUCGACCCUCCUUACCGAGGCCGUCUUCUCAACGCGCUCCGCGCCGAUGGAGUGCCAGGAAAGUUCGUUCACUUGCUUUAUGACAUGAAUCAACGAACAACUGCUGCAGUUCGAACACCAGCCGGAUGUACAACACCGUUUGAAAUGGUAGCUGGAGUAAGACAAGAGGCGGUGGCAGGACCCUUCCUGUUCAAUUUCGCCAUCGACGACAUUAUGCGAAGAACAGUCGACCAGUGUCCUGCCGACAUUGUCUUAGCACCAUCAGUUUGCCCCUUGACUGACCUCGAGUACGCUGACGACGUUGUUAUAUUCGCGGAAAGCAGCACGAAACUUCAACAUGUUGUCAACCUUGUAUCGAAGCUGGCUGCAGCCUACGGACUACGCCUACGCCCUGAUAAACGCAAGCAGAUAUGGAUCUCUUCGAGACCUCGAACGGGAAUCAGGGUGGACGAACAACCGAUAUAA